Messenger RNA from Myotis lucifugus (little brown bat), 2504 nucleotides. RefSeq names its product lactotransferrin (gene LTF). Gene Ontology annotation, cellular component: early endosome; recycling endosome; plasma membrane. Gene Ontology annotation, biological process: antibacterial humoral response; iron ion transport. NCBI's taxonomy places the organism in Eukaryota, Metazoa, Chordata, Mammalia, Chiroptera, Vespertilionidae. The transcript is spliced from 18 exons. The coding region runs from base 87 to 2252 and encodes 721 amino acids. The record is from RefSeq and is a predicted model, not a curated record.
CAUGAUGUCAGCAAGCCCUACAUAAAGGGCUGCAGAGCAGGCGCAGGUGGCAGAGCCUUCGCUGGAGCCACCUCAGGACCCCAGGCAUGAAGCUCAUCUUCUCCGCCCUGCUGUCCCUCCUGGCCCUUGGACUGUGUCUGGCCGCCCCUAGGAAGAGCGUUCGAUGGUGCACCAUCUCACCAGCCGAGACAACAAAAUGCUUCGCGUUCCAGCGGAAUAUGAGAAGAGUGGGUGGGCCCUCCAUCUCCUGCGUAAGGAAAACCUCCUACACGGACUGUAUCCAGGCCAUCGCGGCAAACAAGGCGGAUGCUGUGACCCUGGACGGCGGGCUGGUGUAUGAGGCCGGCCUGGAACCCUACAAGCUGCGGCCUGUGGCAGCCGAGGUCUACGGGACGGAAGAGAAGCCCCAGACCCACUAUUACGCUGUGGCCGUAGCGAAGAAGGGCAGCAACUUCCAGCUGAACCAGAUGGGAGGCGUGAAGUCCUGCCACACGGGCCUGAACAGGUCUGCCGGCUGGAACAUCCCCAUGGGCGUGCUUCGUCCGUUCCUGAACUGGGAAGGCCCCCCCACGCCCCUUCAGGAAGCCGCGGCCAACUUCUUCUCGGCCAGCUGUGUGCCCUGUGCGGACGGGAGACAGUACCCCAACCUGUGUCGCCUGUGCGCGGGGACAGGGCAGAACAAAUGUGCCUGCUCCUCCCAGGAGCCCUACUUUGGCUACUCCGGUGCCUUCAAGUGUCUGAAAGAUGGGACUGGAGAUGUGGCUUUUGUCAAGGACAGUACACUGUUUGAGAACCUGCCAGACAAGGCUGAGAGAGACCAGUAUGAGCUGCUCUGCCUAGACAAUACUCGGAAGUCAGUGGAUGACUUCAAGGAGUGCCACCUGGCCCAGGUUCCUUCUCAUGCUGUUGUGGCCCGAAGUGAGGAUGGCAAGGAGGACUUGAUCUGGAGGCUUCUCAACAAGGCACAGGAGAAGUUUGGAAAAGGCAAAUCGUCGGCAUUCCAGCUCUUCAGCUCCCCUCGUGGGCAGAAGGACCUGCUGUUCAAAGAUAAUGCGCUUGGGUUUUUGAGGAUCCCCCCGAAGAUAGACGCUGGGCUGUACCUCGGUUCCAACUAUAUCACUGCCCUCAAGGGCCUGAAGGAAACGUCCGCGGAGGUGGAGGCGCGGCGCGCACGGGUCGUGUGGUGUGCGGUGGGCCCCGAGGAGCAGCGCAAGUGCCAGCAGUGGAGCAGCCAGAGCAAUGGGACAGUGGCCUGUGCCACCACCGCCACCACCGAGGACUGCAUCGCCCUGGUCCUGAAAGGAGAAGCUGAUGCCCUGAGCUUGGACGGAGGAUUCAUCUACAUCGCGGGCAAAUGCGGUUUGGUGCCUGUGCUGGCAGAGAGCCAAAAAUCCGAAGAGAGCGGUAACUCGGAUUGUGUGAAUAGACCAGUGGAAGGGUAUCGAGCCGUGGCGGUUGUCAAGAAAUCAAAUGCUGGCUUCACCUGGAAUUCUCUGAGAGGCAAGAAGUCCUGCCACACCGCCGUGGGCAGGACUGCAGGCUGGAACAUCCCCAUGGGUCUGCUCUUCAACCAGACAGGCUCCUGCAAAUUUGAUGAAUUCUUCAGUCAGAGCUGUGCCCCCGGGUCCGACCCGAACUCCAACCUCUGCGCGCUGUGUAUUGGCAACGAAGCGGGCCAGAACAAGUGUGCCCCCAAUAGCAAUGAGAGAUACUACAGCUACACUGGGGCUUUCCGGUGCCUGGCGGAGAAUGCAGGAGACGUUGCAUUUGUGAAAGAUGCCACUGUCCUGGAGAACACGAACGGAAAGGGCACUGAGGAUUGGGCUAAGGAUUUGAGGCUGGAGGACUUCGAGCUCUUGUGCCUCAAUGGCUCCCGGAAGCCUGUGACUGAGGCUAAGAACUGCUACCUGGCCAAGGCCCCAAAUCAUGCUGUGGUAUCUCGGAGAGAUAAGGUGGAGCACCUGGAGCAGGUGCUGCUCGACCAGCAGGUGCACUUUAAAGAUAGGGGCCUUGAAAUGGUACCCAUAGGCAUAAUAAGAGGCAUUAUGGAGCCCUCAUGGUGGCGUCCGCACUGGUGCUGGCUAGGUUUGGAAGAAAGGGACGUGAUUGCCCAGGCACGUUUUGCUUGUUCCAGUCGGAAACCAAAAACCUUCUUUUCAAUGACAACACCGAGUGUCUGGCCAACCUCCAAGGCAAAACGACAUAUGAGGAAUAUUUGGGAGCGGAGUACGUCACGGCCGUUGGGAAUCUGAGACAAUGCUCCACCUCCCCACUUCUGGAAGCCUGUGCCUUCCUGAGGAGGUAAAACCCAAGAAGAUGGCCCAAUCCCACAGGGAGCCUCGGCCCUCCCGUCGCUGGCACCCCGCCCCCACCCCCACUCCCAGGCCCCCGGAGCCUCUUCUCCCUUCCCCCGGGCAGUGUGCUACUCACACCUGUUUCCACAAUUCCCUGCUGUCAUCCUCGCAAGAAAUAAAACCAGAAAUGCUGUUGAUUUCCAUUCCGUA